AAUCCUCUUUCCUUAUUUCACCAACCAACCAUAUGCUGACAAAUGUACACGUGUUACCCUCUUACACCUCCCUCCAAAAAUAUAAAGAAAAUAACAAAUACAACAAAAACAAAAUAUCGCCACCCCGUUUCCCCAAAAUUCUGUUCAGGUACUCCCCGUUCCAGUCCAGGCUCCAGUGCCCCCACUUCGGUUGUAUUAGUAUUCCUUCCACAUUACGUCAAAGACGUUAUUGGUCACAUCUUCAGUUGGUCCCAAUAACUCGAGUUGUUGGGAGUAGGUUCUGUUGGAUCUUAUACCACUCUCUAACACCUCUGCUGAUAGUAACGAAGAUUGCGAUGAUGUUCAAUGGUUAGUUGUUUGAGUUAGAAUGACCAUGGCCUACAAAACCUCAUUAUAAGGAUGAUGAACCCUCGCUAGUUUAAUAUACGACUUGCCAUUGUGGGGGAAAAAAGGUGAAAACCGAAACUUUCCAGCCGUUGAUAUUCUGAUGGAGAUGCAAAAUGGUACCAUAGUUACCAUGGUCCGCGACGCAUCUGAUAGCAACCGAAUUGAGAAGGGAACAAAAUGAUCCACAAUCAACCGAUCGUCUAGCUCCACAGUCGAGAGCCACAGAAAAAAAAAAAAAACAGUCUCAUCAUCGUCAUAAGAGAGAGAGCUUUUGCUCUGCAGUGUCACAUUUCCCCCUCCCUCUGCAGUCCUCCAGUCACGGCCAUGGAGUCGCGAGUCCUCUCACGCGCUGCCGCUCUCCCCCAGCUCCGGAGGCUCCCGCGGGAGAGCGGCGGCUCCUCCUCCUCGUCCAGCUUCCUCUCGAUGAAGCCGAUCAGCGGCGGCGUCGGCGCCGAAGGCGCCGCCGCCAACCUCAUAUGCGGGAGGCAACUCCGCCCGUUCCUCCUCCUCGAGGCCAAGCGCGAGACCGCCGUGAAACCCGUUCUCGCCGCCGCCUCCUCGUCUCCGGCCGAAGGAAGCGAUUCCGCCGGGGCCAAGGUUGGCUUCCUCGAGAAGUACCCGUUCCUCAUCACCGGGUUCUUCUUCUUCAUGUGGUACUUCUUGAAUGUCAUUUUCAACAUCAUGAACAAGAAGAUCUACAAUUACUUCCCCUACCCAUACUUCGUGUCGGUAAUCCAUUUGGCGGUGGGAGUUGUGUACUGUCUGAUCAGCUGGGCCGUGGGCCUUCCAAAGCGCGCGCCAAUAGACGGAAACUUGUUGAAGCUGCUGAUUCCAGUUGCGGUGUGCCAUGCUCUAGGACAUGUGACCAGCAACGUCUCCUUCGCAGCCGUUGCAGUCUCCUUCACCCACACCAUCAAAGCUCUCGAGCCAUUCUUCAAUGCGGCUGCUUCGCAGUUCAUCCUCGGGCAGUCGAUCCCCAUAUCGCUGUGGCUGUCUCUUGCCCCUGUCGUACUCGGUGUGUCGAUGGCGUCGCUGACCGAGCUUUCGUUCAACUGGCUGGGUUUCAUCAGCGCCAUGAUCUCCAACAUUUCCUUCACCUACAGAAGCCUUUACUCCAAGAAGGCUAUGACGGAUAUGGACAGCACUAAUGUGUAUGCGUACAUCUCGAUCAUUGCUCUAAUCGUUUGCAUUCCGCCAGCCAUUUUCGUUGAGGGACCUCAGCUAAUGAAGUACGGGUUCAAUGAUGCGAUCGCCAAAGUUGGGAUGACCAAAUUCGUCACAGACCUGUUCUGGGUUGGACUGUUCUAUCACCUCUACAAUCAGUUGGCCACUAAUACUCUGGAGAGGGUUGCACCGCUGACACAUGCUGUUGGCAAUGUGCUGAAGCGUGUGUUUGUCAUCGGCUUCUCGAUCAUUAUAUUUGGUAACAAAAUCUCGACACAAACUGGGAUCGGAACAUGCAUCGCCAUUGCUGGAGUGGCGAUCUACUCGUUGCUCAAGGCCAAGAUUGAGGAGGAGAAACGGCAAAAGAAAGCCACAUAAGGAAGAAAGGAGCUAUGGCGUGUGGGAGGAAACCUGAUCAUCGGCUUGUAAAGUCUUUCAAAUAUAUUAUGCUACUAUAUUAUUCUUGUGAUCAAGAAGCUCUUUUUUUUCCCUUCUGUUUUCUCUACUUCCUAGUCGUUUUUUUUUUUUUUUUACCUCCUGCAUUAUUGUUCUUUGAUUCCGAGUAACGAUGUUUUGCAAAUUUGCAAACCUCUCAAGUUCUUGUUGACUUGAAAUAAUGUUACUUUCCUUUGUACCUCUCUGUUUAAGAGAGCGUAUCCACAUAUAUAUCAUGUGACUCAUGCCCUAAAAACUUGAGCAAAGCCAUUUUUUUUUUUGAAACAUGUAAUGUAUUCACAUAGAUGCAUAUUUGAUUGUGCCUUUGAUAUGCUCAACUUGCUAGCUCAUCAUUCUGUAUGUGUAACAAGAUUGAAAUUUUCGAGAGAUAUGAGUUUCACAUCUGUGCCAUGUUUUAUUUUUUGGUAUUUUAAUUAUUGUGUCAUUAGAUAACGUGAAUUGUUAAUAUGUAAAUUCCUGAAUUAACACUUACAAUUGUAGUAUAUAUAUUUUUUUUGCAAUGUACCAUUUAUACAUUUUGACUUUGCGAAGAGAUUUUUUUUGUAAAACUGUGAACAAUAUGUGACGACGAGCAACGAUUCAUUACAUCAUAUCUAAUUGCAUCAAACCAAAUAUACUUUGAAUUGAUUUCGAUUACACAAAUCUUUCUUGAAAAUAAAAGAAAACAUUAGUACUUUUAAUCCGAUUUUAAUUCGCAUUAUACUAUUUGGCAAAACCUAUCACACACGGGUUGGAUGAUGUACUCACCCCAUAUACCUAUCUAUCCAUGUGCUUGCUGGCUAGAACAAUUGAGUGUCCAUUAUCAUUAGGCCCAACCCAACAGAGAGAAUCGAGCCCAGCCCACAAAAGGAAGGCGGGAACCGAAUUUCGGGAGGGAGCAGGCCCCCCGCCAUUUGCGUCCGACACAAACCUGAAAACUCAACUUUCUGGUCUCACCUCAAGAUCUCACGUUAACGGCUUCAUCUGCUCCUUCUUCGCAAGCAACCAAAGAAUCCAGGCCAUUCACAGCACAGCACAAACAAGCAAGCAACCUCGUCGACAACGUUAACCAAGACAAAAAAAAAACAUAAACGCAAAGUAAUAACAGUUUGGUCGAGAUCAAAGCAACCUACGAUUGCCACGCAGAACCAAAAUAAAAUAAAAAAGUGGAAGAAAAAAGGAACAAAGAACAGUCGUAGCGUAGAUAAGAAAGAACAAUUGGAACG
Linum trigynum is the source of this 3212-nucleotide messenger RNA. Lineage: Eukaryota; Viridiplantae; Streptophyta; Magnoliopsida; Malpighiales; Linaceae. The record is from the annotation of a GenBank genome assembly.